AGAGCUGAGAUGGGAAGCCUCAUGUUAAGAUGACAGCCAGCGUGCGCUUCUGCUCUUGUAGGGGGUGGUUGACGUUCUGAAACAGAAGCGCUAGGGCGAGGUUCAGUCCUCGCUCAAUCUGGCUUUUCCGGGCCACUACUCCACAGUCCUGGCACUACCCUGGGAUCGUCAACUCGACACGCGUUCAGACCUGGCAACGGAUCACGAUGCCAAAAGAAGAGCGGCUACCAUACUGGAAAGUGAACGUGCCACAAGAGCAAUGGCCAGCGGAAUGUCCUGACUUCUUGAGUAACAUUGGCGAAAAGGACCAGCGCAUCAUUGGCACUCCAGACCACGAAUACGCGCUGUUGACCUGGCCGGAAGUGCGGGAACUCGUCAGGAUUGAUCGCGUUGACAAGCUUCAUCGCAAACCUUCGGAGCUGCGGCGGUACAGAGCGUUUACCUACCGGCUGGUCAAGGAGUAUGGCAGCAUCAUGAACUUUAUCGUGAAUGAGCGACUGCAAUGGCCAAGCAUGCAGCCGAAGGGAAAACCGUUUGAGUUCGACGAGGAUAUCAAGAUUCUGUACAACGACUGGCCAUAUGGCAUUGACCCAGACAUUGUGCACCUCGUGGUGUGGACCAAGUUCGAGCUCGAGGAUGACGAAGAGACGGGUCUCUGCACCGCAGAGUCGCGCAAAGAGAUUGGCGACUACGUCCAAAAGACGUUCGCCCCCAAGGUUGAAGAGCUCGUGUGGUUCAAGAACUGGAAGAGCCUGAAGAGCGUGCACGCCGUCGAGCACUUCCACGUCAUGCUGUACAAGCCGGACGGCGAUUUCCUCAAGCAAAUCACCGAUGGCGAUGUGCCUAUGACAGACAAGUUUGAAUGAAGCUAUGGCCGUAGUUGCAUUUGGUGGCGUAAUAGCGAUGGCUUCUAUAGACAGAAGAGAUGCGGUAGAAGGACCUGUCUGUAACCGAGGCCGCCAUCCUUACCGAUGAGGUCGAGUCGAAACUUAACUCAGUAGUCUAAAUAGGUAUGGCACUCGGCACAACGAUUGCUCGCAAACGCUGUUUACAUAGGAGUAAAUAGGCCGACUGGUUCCGGUGCAUACGAAAUCCAUGCUGCUCUCACGUUUCAGAAUAAACGGCGGAUAAGCGACCUUUCGCCUGACUAACUUUGACCCAGAACUUGA
Boeremia exigua is the source of this 1169-nucleotide messenger RNA. RefSeq lists its product as uncharacterized. The transcript has 3 exons. The record is from RefSeq and is a predicted model, not a curated record. Gene Ontology annotation, biological process: N-acetylglucosamine metabolic process. Gene Ontology annotation, cellular component: cytoplasm. Bases 207 to 866 code for a protein of 219 amino acids. Lineage: Eukaryota; Fungi; Ascomycota; Dothideomycetes; Pleosporales; Didymellaceae.